AAAAUUAAACAGAUACUUCUGUCAUCUUUUACAGGAAAGAUACAUAACAAGAUUGGUACCGAUAUCCGAAGAUCACAUACAUUACCUCAGAAAGGUCCAUGGAAAGUAUUAUUUUUUGGCACAGAUGAGUUUGCAGUUGAAAGUUUAAAAACUCUACAUAAAAAAUACGAAACAAAAGUUUUGCAACGAUUGGAGGUUGUUAUUGUUGCUAAUGCAAAAGAAAAUGCUGUUACUAAAUAUGCAAAAGAGAACAGAAUCACUUUGAAUAAAUGGCCAAUUGAAAGCAUUUCUGAUUUUCAUAUUGGAGUAGUUGUUUCAUUUGGUCAUUUGAUUCCAUCCAAAAUUAUAAAUUCAUUUCCAUUAGGUAUGCUAAAUGUGCAUGGUAGUUUAUUACCACGAUGGAGAGGAGCAGCACCAUUACCUUAUACGCUAAUGAAUGGAGAAUUACAAACAGGAAUUACAAUAAUGAAGAUAAUGCCAAAAAAAUUUGAUACAGGGCCAAUAGUACUACAAAAGCAAGUAAAUAUUAGCGAAGAUGAAACCUUGCCAGAAUUAACUUCCAAACUAGCCAAAAUUGGUGCAAAUCUUCUAGGAGAAACAUUUGAUAAUUUACCAGAGUUAAUACAGUCUGCAAAACCUCAAGAUGAAAAAAAUGUAACAUAUGCACCCAAAAUAACACAAAAAAUAUCCAUAAUCAACUGGAACGAAAUGUCUGCAAAACGUAUUUACGAUUUACACCGUGCCCUUUUAGUAUAUCCUUUAACUGCAUUCUUUCAGGAUUUGAAAAUAAGAUUAUUAGAUGUUCAGAAAAUAGAAGCUACCUCACUUGGUACACUGAUCACUAAACUCGAAGGAGAAAUGCCAGGAACUGUAGUGUAUGAUAAGAAAAAAGAUGCAUUAAUUGUAAAAUGCAAAGAUGAAAGUUUUAUUGCUGUAAAAAAGGUAAUUAUUGAAGGUAAACGUUGUAUAAGUGCUAACGACUUUCGUAACGGUUUUAUAGCUGCUAAACGUAAAAAGAAAGAAUGUUUUUCUUGAAUUACGUCUCUCAAAAAUGAAUAUUAAAUUAUAUAAAAAUGCAUUUAAUAAAUUACUUGAUAAAUAAAUUAAAAAUGAUUCGUUUUAA
Messenger RNA from Osmia bicornis bicornis, 1123 nucleotides. RefSeq names its product methionyl-tRNA formyltransferase, mitochondrial. The record is from RefSeq and is a predicted model, not a curated record. NCBI's taxonomy places the organism in Eukaryota, Metazoa, Arthropoda, Insecta, Hymenoptera, Megachilidae. Gene Ontology annotation, biological process: conversion of methionyl-tRNA to N-formyl-methionyl-tRNA; biosynthetic process. Gene Ontology annotation, cellular component: mitochondrion. Gene Ontology annotation, molecular function: methionyl-tRNA formyltransferase activity.